AUGGAUAAAGAGGAUGAAAGAAGAUCAGAUCAAGAUGGGAAAGAGGAUCCAAACCAAGAGGAAGCCCCUGAAAACCCACAAAACACUCAGCAGGAUCCUGCCCAUCACACAGUCGAUUUGCACGGUCCAAGCACAGGAAAUUCUCCUCCCUCCACGAAUUCAGACCAAGAAGUCCCGGAAGAAGGCGCUGAAACUGAAAAUUCCCACGGGAUUGAAGUCAUGCUGGCUGCAGCCAACGUAUUAGACACCUUCCUGGGCCACAGGGAGGUCAGCAAGGCCCUAAACAAUAUGGAUACUGCCAAAAGAAGGGAAGUUUUCAGCAAAAUCUCAUGGUAUCUCGGGACUUUCCUGGUGCUCUUCAUACUGGGGAUAGAAGCUGUCCUUUUUUGCACUAUUUUUUGGUCCAAAGGCCUUCGACUUCUCUCCUUUUUUACGCUAAUAGUGAGAAUAGUCUUAAAAAGAACAAUCUUUGACCCCAUUGUAAAAGUGUCUUUUGGGUUUUUUGUUUUCUCGUUCUUUAGACUGUACUCUGUUUUUAUUUUGAAAACUGCAUGGAUUUGUUACUUUGUAGUUCUCUUUUUUAUGUGGGGUCUUGACUCUCGAGUGACUAUAGGCGUGCUAGAUGUCGUUAUUGCGCUUGUUUUCGGGGUCGCUGGGAUUCUCAUAAACUUUAAUGUGAAGUAUGCAGACCCAGCGAGUUUAUAUUGGAGAUUUAUGAUCGAGUGGCUUAGUAUCUACUUAUUCACUCUUUUGAACAUAGGAAUGGUCGCCUAUAUGCUGGAUAGAACGAGAGAAAGCCUUGCAAAAAGGGCUCUGGAGGGGCAGAAUGGUUCUGAAGAGGGCAUAGAUGUGGAGGCACAGAACAAGGCACUGGCUCCCAGGAAGCUUCGGACCUACUUUAGGCUGAUAGGCUUCCUUUCGAUGGUCUCCCUUGCUGCCUCUCUGCCUACGUUCCUGAUCAUAUGGAAUUGCACCAUGCUUUAUAUUUAA
Messenger RNA from Nematocida major, 990 nucleotides. RefSeq lists its product as uncharacterized. The record is from RefSeq and is a predicted model, not a curated record. The transcript has a single exon. NCBI's taxonomy places the organism in Eukaryota, Fungi, Microsporidia. Bases 1 to 990 code for a protein of 329 amino acids.